Scylla paramamosain (green mud crab) is the source of this 892-nucleotide messenger RNA. RefSeq lists its product as uncharacterized. Bases 128 to 481 code for a protein of 117 amino acids. Lineage: Eukaryota; Metazoa; Arthropoda; Malacostraca; Decapoda; Portunidae. The transcript is spliced from 6 exons. The record is from RefSeq and is a predicted model, not a curated record.
UAUUGAAAACGUGAAGUCUCCAGCGUAAUUUCUCUAUUCCUUUUUUUUUUUUUUUUAUGAGAGGAGACCAACAGGGGAAAAAGGUUUUAUUCCAUCAGUUAACACAGUAUGCGGUAGGAAUUGAUAGAUGAAUACCUUUUUCUUUACGCAUAAUUUCUUCAUUUCAUCCUAUCACUCGUGUCAGAUUUGGCUCAGCAGAAGCAAAGGCUCAGAGGAUUCCCAACAAUACCAAUCAGAUACCAACAAGAAUGGACAGUCACCUUGCUAUGUCCAACAGGCUCAGAGGAUUCCCAACAAUAGCAGUUAUCAGAUACCAACAAGAAUGGACAGUCACCUUGCUUUGUCCAACAGACUCCUCCAGAAGCAAGGAACUGCCAGUCCAGUACAUCACAGGAGGCAUUGCUAUUGGGCGGCAAAAAAAAUUCACCCUUCAGGAAGAUAUUUGACCACAGUCUGCAGAAGAUGUGUGAGUCAGGCCUGAUGAACAAGCUGAGGACCAAAUGGCUAUCAGCAGGAACCUCAACAUGGGGCAGGAAGACUAAAAAUCACAGCCAGCCUCUCUGAUGUGGCUGCAGUCUUCAUCCUCUUGAUGGGUGGUGCAGCAUUUAGCUGUCUGCUGCUGCUGCUGCUGCUGCUGCUGCUGCUGCUGCUGCUGCUGCUGUUGCUGCUGCUGCUGGAGUAUGUGGUACAACAUGCAAGACAGAGGUGGUGGAUGAUGAGUUCCUGGGGAUUGCUGACCUCAAUGAAGCACAGACAUAACAAGAGACGGGAGACCUGCACUGUUAAAGCCUUAAGCAUUCUAAUCACAUUCCAUGUAACUCUCUUCACUCUUAGAUCCCUUAUUGGGUAUUCUUAUGUAUAGUUGCUCGCAAAUAUGGAGUUUAGUUAUAAC